Messenger RNA from Zophobas morio, 1242 nucleotides. RefSeq names its product DNA-directed RNA polymerases I and III subunit RPAC1 (gene Polr1C). NCBI's taxonomy places the organism in Eukaryota, Metazoa, Arthropoda, Insecta, Coleoptera, Tenebrionidae. The record is from RefSeq and is a predicted model, not a curated record. The transcript is spliced from 5 exons. The coding region runs from base 138 to 1145 and encodes 335 amino acids. Gene Ontology annotation, molecular function: DNA binding; protein dimerization activity. Gene Ontology annotation, cellular component: RNA polymerase III complex; RNA polymerase I complex. Gene Ontology annotation, biological process: DNA-templated transcription.
CUACGUCUGGUGACAAACGUAGUGAAUUUUGUGUCGUGUGUGGCGGCACUAUCACUAGUGACAUAUUGUGAUUGCAUGCUCAAGUUUUUCGAGGUUAUGUUGAUCGUAAUUUAAGCACUCGGAAAACAUUAAUAAAAAUGGAUAGAGUGGUUAAUGAUGAAAAGCCCCGUGUUAUUCUGGGUGAACAUAAAAUCACACAGAACUUGCCUUCACAGCCUACAGUUUUAGACGAAAAGUGGAGUUUACGGAGUUUCAAGAAGAAGUUUAGAGUUGUGAUGGUUCGCUACGACGAGAACGAACUCGAAUUUGAUUUGAUAGGGAUCCACCCGUUUUUGGCAAACGCGUUUCGGAGGUUAAUGCUCAGUGAUGUUCCAACUAUGGCUAUAGAGAAAGUGCACAUUUUGAAUAACACUUCUAUUAUUCAAGACGAGGUUUUAGCUCAUAGGUUGGGAUUAAUACCCUUAAAGGCUGACCCUAGGUUAUUUGAAAUGAAAGCAGACCCUGCAGCUGAAGGCACCGAGCAGGAUACAUUAGAAUUCACUUUAAAAAUCAAGUGUACGAAUAAUAAAGACAGCAGUAAGGACUCUCUGAGGGUUGAAGAUAUGUAUAAAAACAACAAUGUUUACUCAAAACACAUAAAGUGGGUGCCUAUUGGUAAGCAGAAGGAGCGAUUGACUGACGUAGGCCCCAUUCACCCCGAUAUAUUGAUAGCAAAAAUGCGUCCUGGGCACGAAUUGGACUUAAAAUUAAUCGCGGUGAAAAGUGUGGGUCGUGAUCAUGCCAAAUUUUCCCCAGUAGCAACCGCCUUUUAUAGAUUACUCCCUGAUAUAAAAUUAUUGCGGGAGGUGGAAGGUGAGGCCGCCGAAAGACUACAGAAGUGUUUUUCACCCGGCGUUAUUUCAAUCCGACACGAAAAAGGUAGACAAUAUGCUGUGGUGAAUGACGCUAGGUAUGACACUGGUAGCAGAAACGUGUUCAGGUAUGAAGAUCUUAAAGACGCCGUGGCUAUGACAAAAAUUCAAGACCACUUCAUUUUUACCGUUGAGUCAGUGGGGGCGCUCCGACCCGACGUCAUCUUCACCGAAUCUGUGAAAAUCCUAAAAGACAAGUGUCUUUCGCUAUUGGAUGAACUAAGUCACGUAUAAAGGAUUUUAUUGUAUUUUAUCAAACCACAAAACAAUGGCUUUUAAUCAACAGGUUAAAAAUAGAAAUGAAAUAUAUCUUUAUAUAAACACUACAGAA